Molecule: messenger RNA, 2043 nt
Organism: Diutina rugosa
Lineage: Eukaryota; Fungi; Ascomycota; Pichiomycetes; Serinales; Debaryomycetaceae
Exons: 1
Coding region: 1-2043 (680 amino acids)
Source: RefSeq, a predicted model, not a curated record
AUGUUCGCCCUAGCCCCCGUCAUCGAUGAUAUAUGGGAGUACCUUGAUCUCCUGCUGAAGCUGCUGCUUAUCGAAGCCCUCGCUUCCACUCCCGCCACCGCUGGCAUUGCUGGUCACUUAAGCCACCGCCGGCUUAAGCUCUACUUACGGUUUGACCGCAAAGCGAUCCUGUUUGACUGGGCUAGCAACUUGGUGGAUGAAGUGCUUAUCGAAGACGCGGAACAGCUCCUCAAACAGUUCUCCCAGGUCGAUUUGGUGUUGGUAAAUGAAGAAGUGGUGCCGUUCGAAUAUAUCCAAUUGCGGAUGAGACAGCUCUACAAAAACUAUAAAAACCAUAUACGCAGCAUUUCCCUCCACUGGGCGUGGCCCCAGCUAUCGGAAGAGCCGUGGUGUGUCAAAGUAUCGCUGUACUAUAGCCGCGAUAGUGCCGUACGUAAUCCUGUGGGCACGGAAUGCAACCAAAUAUUGAUGACCAAACAGCUUCCAUUACUAAACUCGAUUGGGUGUGAUGGUUGGUUCCCCCCAAUUCAAGAUUACCCCGGUUUACGCCACGUGAAAUUCAUUAACAUUGCUUAUUGUGAUACCCAAAAGCUGUUCGUGCCGCCUCCGUGGCUCGAGCACUUGGGGGUGGUACGCAGCAGUAUCACCAUCAAAAUCGAGUCGCCGCUUGUGGAAUUGAAAACGUUAUUAUGGGAAAAGAAUACUCAGCCAGUCUCACAGGUACUUCCUGGUAUCCCCCAUCCAACAUCGCUUACGACUACCGAUAGGUCCAUCACUAACUACGACCACUUGACAUCGUCGGUUACCACUCUCAGUUUGGAAAACCCCCGCGUGCUUGAUUUGUCCCAUUUUACUCGUGUUGAUACCCUUACUUUCAAUGGUGGUUUCCAGUACUUGGACGUGAUUGACGAAGCAGUACGUCGUCAGAUUACGCUGUUAUCGCUUGAAAGCUGGGACGUGAAACCCGAGGUCGAUUUCGCUCGUAUACUCACAUUGUUCCCCUCACUCAAACGGCUCCGUCUCACUGAGUGUACAGUGGUGUUUGAACCUGGCGUAAACCACGCCAAUUUAGAGCACCUCGACAUCCAGGAAUGUGCCACUGACUCGGACUCACUCGCCACUGAUCUCCCUAAGCUUCGCUCGCUUAGACUAGUGAGUAGUUUCGCCAAUCGUGAUAUGGGUGAGUUUAUUGAUAUCGGCCAAUUGCCCGCCCUUGAGCUGUGUACCGUCUGGUUUUGUACCAUGCAAACCAUUGGUGGAUCGCAUACUCGUCUCCAGAAGCUCGAAGUAUGUAGUGAUGUCAACCAAGUGGACAUCACCGGGUUCCCCAAUCUUAUCCACAUCGGGAUAUCGUCAGCUAGCCUUACCGAACUCACUGUGAGCAACCCAUACCUCAAAUCGGUGGUGGUGAAAGAGUGUAUUAACUUACAAUCGCUCCAAGUGACGUCGCCGCAAGUGGAACUUGUUGAUGCCUCUAACGUAUUGGCAGUACAAGACUUGGUUCUCCCCGAGUCAGUAACGUGUUUGGUGGCCAGUCAGCCGCAACGAGUGACCACUGAUGCCUCCACUUCAACAUGGAUGAUCCCCCCAUUGAAACUGGCGAUCUUUAGAGUCCACGCUAACAUGUUGAGUAAAGAACCGGUGCUGAUGCGAUUCUCUCCCGCCACCACCUACGUCGAUCUCGAGAUCCAUGCGGGCAAACGGCCCCUCGAUAUCGAGUUCCCACCCCAUAUGACGGGGCUCCGGUGUCUGUUUGUCCCCGAAGACUUACUCCGCUAUCCGUUGACAUACUUGUCGGUGAACCUGAACCGUAUGGAGGAGAUCCGGCUCCCGCUGACGAUUGAGCACUUGGAACUACGUGGCGUGGGUCCCAUCCCCAAAAUCGUCUGGGACACCGAUAAAGCCAAUGUACGCUACAUCGACCUUACUCGCUACAAGUGGACGUGGUCCGAUUUACCGUUAGCCAGCAUGCCUCAUCUAGCAUUUAUCAAGUCGCAUAAGCCGCAAACUGAGCCUGGUCCCAUACCCGUGGCCAGUCUGUGA